AUGGUCCUUUUCGCAUCACAGGAUGCAUCCAAGGAGGGUCCAAAACAGGACAUCUGGGGAAGUGGUGCCAGAUUAUUCUUUCUUAUAGGUAAGCUUGCCUCCUCAGAAUCAAUCGUGGAGCCCUGCCUCCUUGACUAUGAGAUGUUGCAAGGUCAGGUGCACAGCGGCGGCGCUACUGGCGCUGGGGCUAUCUCGAGCGAGGGCACGCAGGACACCAGGGCCGGGGAGGUUCUCCAAGAAGCGCAGCUUGAGCUGGCGCCCGAGAAAGCUGAAAGGGGGAAGGUGCUGCCCAACUACGAGGCCUUCCCCCCACCCCCGAAGGUGCCUACAACGUGGUGGCAGCUGCUGCAUCAUCUGCUCUUCUUUGGCCUUGGGAUUGGAACGCUCCUCUUCCAGCCAUCUUGGCUGCCAGACUGGAAGCUGACUCUAGUGAUGUACCUGUACAGCGACUUCAUGUCAGCUCUACUGCACAGGACUUUCGACCACGAGGAGUGCCUGAAAGUUCCCGCGCUGGACUUUGUGGCCUAUGGGUUUCAGAUGCAUCAUGCGUGGCCGAUGGAAUCCACCAAGGGCGUGGGACUCUAUCGCCUCUUCUGCGACACGGUUCGCAUCCAAUGGAUCCUACUCGUCUGCUUUGCAGUGAUCUCCUCUCACACGCUGCUUGCUGCACAGAUUCUGUAUUUGAAGCUGCUCUUUGGUGCUUAUGGUUCGGCCGUCGGGCACUUCUAUGCACAUUUCCCUGAGAACCAACGGCCGUUUCUGGUGCGUACACUGCAGGGGUUGCACCUGUUGCUGCCGCCCAAGCACCAUGCAGUCCAUCACCGUGCCCCUUACAAUGAGAACCUGACAAGUGUGAGCGGGCUGACCGACUUCAUUGUGAACCCUUUGCUGAAAGACUGCCCGUUUAUCCCCACGCUGCUGACAUUGCUGGGGCUGUCGAUGUUUGAUAUCCGGCUGAUCGAAGGCUUGUAUAGUCGUUUUAUGUAA
Symbiodinium natans is the source of this 987-nucleotide messenger RNA. The record is from the annotation of a GenBank genome assembly. Lineage: Eukaryota; Dinophyceae; Suessiales; Symbiodiniaceae.